CGCAGAGCUCGCAGCGCGCGGGCGUCGGGUUAUUUCCAGCCGCGCCAGUGAAGUGAGGCGGGACGCGUCGAGGGCAGCCAAGGCCACGGGGACGCGCCGGCUGGGUUCAUCUUUUCCAGAGGCCUGCCUGCACCCAAGAAGGACACAAUGGAGACGUUGAUUACCAAAUUUAAUACAAUUCAGGACCAGUUCCGGUUGCUGAGAGAGGAUCCUAUUGAACUUCCGCAAAUAGUCGUCGUUGGUAUUCAGAGUGCCGGAAAGUCUUCCGUUUUGGAGGCAAUAGUGCAGCAGUCGUUCUUACCACGAGGCACUGGGAUGGUCACGCGAUGUCCGCUCAUCCUCCAGCUGAUCACCUGCCCCAUGACAGACGCACGCCGUGACUCUAAAGGCACUACUGAUAUUGAACAAUGGGGAGAAUUCCUCCACGCUGAUGGGCAGAUCUUUGAGAUGACAGACAUCAGGAGUGAAAUCGAGAAAGAGACGAUCAGGCUUGCCGGAGUGAAUAAAAACAUAUCUCAUGACAAGAUCACCUUAAAAGUCUUCUCUCCAAGAGUACCGAAUCUCACUCUUGUUGACCUACCUGGUAUGAUAAAGGUGCCAGUGGAGGGUCAGCCUUCUGACAUUGAAAAACAAAUCCGGGAACUUCUGUCUUUGUACAUAAACAAUCCACUGAGCAUCAUACUCGCUGUGGUUCCCGCGAACAUGGACAUGGCCGCCAACGAAGGUUUAAAAUUAGCGAAGAAAGCUGAUCCGGAUGGCUCCAGGACUCUGGCUGUGCUCACCAAAUUGGAUCUCAUGGAUGAAGGAACUGACGCGUACCAAGCGCUCACCGGAAAGGUGAUUCCAGUAAAACUAGGCAUCAUCGGUGUCGUCAACCGUUCUCAAAAAGCAAUCGUGGACAAAAAGUCCAUUGAAGACAUGCUUCGGGAUGAACGCAAGUUCUUGAAAAAGAAAUACCCUGAUUUGUUGAGUAAGAAUGGGACCCCUUAUCUGACAGAAACCCUCAGCAACCUGCUUCUGGACCACAUCAGAACUUGCUUGCCUCGAGUGAAGGAUAGAGUUCAAAACGAAAUACUCAAAUGUGAAAACGAUUUGAAAAUAUGUGGUGAGGUGAUUACGGACAAGAAGAAAUACUUGAGCAGGGUCUUGUCAGAUUUCUGCAAUGAGGUUUCGAAAGUUCUGGAAGGUGGGCAGCCCGCACCUGAAUCCUCAAAACUUCUGAUUGGAGGCGCACACAUCUGCUACCUCUUCAACAGACUGCAAACUGGCUUCACCUCCGUGGUGCCCUGCGACCUGUACUGCCUGGAGCGCGUGACGAUGAUGAUCCGCAACGCCAGCGGGCCCAGGCCGCCCUUCCUCGUGUCGGAGCAGGUCCUGGAGGACUUGGUCAAGCCGCUGAUAGCCGAGUUUCGCAAGCCCUCCCUCACGUGUGUCAAGGCGGUCAUGAUGGAGAUAAAGCAUGUUGGCAACGAAAAGUUUCCACUGGAUGUCGGGAGUCGAUUUCCUGUCAUCAAGGAAAAGGCGGUAAAAAUUCUUGACGACGUCCUGACGGAAUAUUCGAGACCUGCGUUGGACAUGGUCAAUACCACAAUCGACAUUGAGCUGGGGCAUAUUACGUACGGCCAGUUCCAGUUGGACGACGCUAUGGAGAAGCAACUGCAGAUCGCUUUGAAAACUCCGGACGAAAGGGCUAAACUUGGAUUGCCUGAACUUCCCAUUCCAUUUAAAACUGAUGUGAAAUACGUGGAUUCUCUCAAGAGGAAAGUCAAGACUUCUGAUUGGGAGUACAGUGAUCCUAUACAAUCAGAGAGCGAGCUUCGCAAGAUUCUGCAACUGAAUGCCAACGAUGAGAAACACAUGCGAAUUUUAGGAUUGAUGCUGAAUCACUAUUACCAGCUGGUCUCGAAAAAAGUGGCCGACACUGUGGCGAAGACAAUCAUGCAUUUCGUGGUGAACGAGGUGAAACGGUACCUGCACGGCAAACUCACUGAAGGGAUGUUCGUGGACGAGGUGAUCGAUACUUUGUUCGAGGAAGACCCCGGCAUCGAGAAGAGAAGGCAGGACAACUUGGACAAGCUGGAGAUGCUGGAACGGGUUUUCGGAGUGCUUCAAGGGAUUGCGUAGCAAUGCUGAACCUUGUGCCAAACGUCUUGGUGAGGACGACCAGCUGUCAGUAUCUUGUGCACUAUAAAUUUGUAUCAUUGAUUAAAUUUGCAACCAACAAA
Messenger RNA from Thrips palmi, 2225 nucleotides. Its product is annotated as dynamin-1-like protein. The transcript is spliced from 12 exons. Gene Ontology annotation, molecular function: GTP binding; GTPase activity; microtubule binding. Gene Ontology annotation, cellular component: cytoplasm; microtubule; membrane. Lineage: Eukaryota; Metazoa; Arthropoda; Insecta; Thysanoptera; Thripidae. The coding region runs from base 148 to 2124 and encodes 658 amino acids. The record is from RefSeq and is a predicted model, not a curated record.